Molecule: messenger RNA, 1389 nt
Organism: Fusarium tjaetaba
Lineage: Eukaryota; Fungi; Ascomycota; Sordariomycetes; Hypocreales; Nectriaceae
Exons: 8
Coding region: 1-1389 (462 amino acids)
Source: RefSeq, a predicted model, not a curated record
AUGUUGGUGACGCUUCAACUCAAUAUAAAUACUCGUCGACAUAGACAGACAGGUCUUGGACUCCCCACGAAUACAGCAGUCCCCAAAAAACGUCGAGAGAUCUCUCCUGCUCAAGUUAUUAGUAUGUUCUUGGAAGAAGUCUUGGAACCUACUCCCAAGAAAUCACGAUCUCGUCGAUCCACUAGUCCAAGGGCUGUUCAACGACGAAGAUUAUCUCAGCGUAACCACCGGCGAAGAGCAAAAGAGAGCAGCGAGGCUACCAAGACACUACAAUACACAGGCGGAGACGAAGGCGAAGGCGAAGGCAUAAACUCAGAAAAGCUUACGGUAGCCAUGUCUGAUAACAGCACAAUGCAGCAAGGUUGUGGCCCCGACCCGUCCCAAAACCUCCAUUACCUGCCAGGGAGCUAUCACGAGCCUCUCCAGUAUGCGAGCAGUUCCGAAAACUCGGUCGACUACUUUGAACGUCAACAGCUGUCCCACAGCCAUCUAAGCUCUGCCCCAGCAACUGCAACCUCAGCGUGGUAUUCAGCAGUUGAUAUGCACAACCUUAUCGCACCCGAAGACAUGGUUUCUUUGUUCUCACCGGACCGGGAAUGGUCACAGUCAGACAUAGAGCGUUUCUCGGAGCCGGUGCUAGGACAAAUCCCAGAGGGCUUUCCACUAUGGCGCCAGAACGAGCAAGGGCCUGAUAUGCGCAGGAUCCCAUCGGCGCAGAGCCAUUCUGACUUGGACUCGCACAGAGUACGCGGUGAGACCGGUCAUCACGGACCGGGCCCCGGUCUGCAUAACAGCGCCGCAGGAAUGCCGCAUUCGACGCUGCAGGGGGGGCACGUCAAUGCUUGCUGCAGCAGCAGGCUGUCAUCCCUAUCUUCAUCCAAAGUAUCCUCGUCGGCGGAGGAAACUAGCCCGUCUCCAGUAGCCGAACUGACCCGCCGAUUCGACUCCAUCCUAGAAACCAUGCGCACAUCGGGUUUCCACAACUUUGACGAGAUGGCAGUGGCUUACUAUACUGGCCGGUUCAGCACGGGAAGUGUCCCGUCAAUCAUGCAGUGUUCAAGCCGGGGCCGGCGCUUGAAAGUGAUACUGCAGAAACUUCACCAGGAUAGUCAGGAGUGGCCCAAGUGGGAGUCCAGGGGGCUCCAUGAGAGCAUGUCGACUGCAACUGCAUCACUUUGCGUCGAUGAAAUUGAACAAUUGGUCAAAGAAGACUUUCCAGCACAGGCUCGAGACAAACCAACAUGUAGUGGGACGACACUCGAUCAGCUUCUCUCAACAUAUGAUAUCGGAAAGGUCUUUUCCAGAAGCAAAGAACAGUCAUUAUCUCCCCUUACCUCCGAGGUGGCUCCAGAUAAGCUCGAGCCAGUGCAGGUUAUCUCGCCUACAUGA